UUCCACUACGAAGCACCGCAAACCCAUCAAACAUAAUAUUAGGAGAUAGCCAAUUCGCUUUCACCAAAAUGAGUUCCUUCAAAACCCUUCCAACCCUUUCUUUCCUCUUUGUGACCCUCUUCAGCUUAGCCCACGCAGCCACAUUUGAUAUCAGAAACAACUGCCCUUACACUGUCUGGGCUGCUGCAGUGCCCGGUGGUGGCAGACGAAUGAACCGUGGUGAAACAUGGCAAAUCAGUGCAGCCCCUGGAACCACACAAGCCCGCAUUUGGGCUAGAACCAACUGCCAAUUUGAUGCUUCCGGGAGAGGCAAGUGUCAGACCGGUGACUGUGGCGGGGUCCUGGAAUGCAAGGGCUACGGUUCACCCCCUAACACACUAGCUGAAUAUGCAAUAGGCCAAUUCGCUAACCAGGACUUUAUUGAUAUCUCUAACAUUGAUGGUUUCAACGUUCCUAUGGAGUUCAGCUCAAACUCUCCAGGGUGCACAAGAGUUAUCAAGUGUACAGCAGACAUUGUCGGGCAGUGCCCGAAUGAGUUGAAGGUUCCUGGAGGAUGUAAUGGGCCUUGUCCAGUGUUCAAGACAGAGGAGCACUGCUGCAAUUCAGGUAACUGUGGCCCCACAAACUUCUCUAAGUUUUUCAAGGACAGGUGCCCAGACGCUUACAGUUACCCCAAGGAUGAUCCCACAAGCCUGUUUACUUGCCCCACCGGGACUAACUACAAAGUUAUAUUCUGCCCCUGAAGAGUUCGAACGGUUUUAAGUCGCCUAGACAAAUUAGGUUAUACCAUACCUAUAUAUAGCAACAUAUGGAAUAAAAGCAUAUGAAGGUUAUUUGAGCACAUCUUUCUCAUGAUGUGCAAAUGUUCUGACUUGUAAUAAGUGUUCUAUCCUAUAUGAAAAUUUGGGACUUCUAUAAGUUCCGAUUUAUAAUAAUUUUUCGUGAAUACUAUACUUAUAUAAA
Molecule: messenger RNA, 963 nt
Organism: Theobroma cacao (cacao)
Lineage: Eukaryota; Viridiplantae; Streptophyta; Magnoliopsida; Malvales; Malvaceae
Source: RefSeq, a predicted model, not a curated record